UUCACAUUUUUCCAUACUCGUUGCAGAAAAACUACAUACUGGAAGAUUCAAAAUUCUAACUACGACAGUUACUACAAUGAGGAGGAAAUCGGUCCCCAGAAGGUCUCAUCUGGGAGAUAUGUUGCCUGACAGUCCUCCUGCUAAAACAAGAAGAAGAACGGUGGAAGGAAUAGAUAACCUAUUUGAUUCAUAUGCAAAUAGUACUUCAGGCUUGAUCGACCCAGAAGGAAUUGAGGCCUUAUGUUUGGAUAUAGGAGUGGACCUCACUGAUGUUAGGAUGCUAGUGCUUGCAUGGAUAAUGAACGCUGAAAAACAGGGUUAUUUCUCCCGGGAUGAGUGGCGAAGGGGUUUGAGAACUCUUCGAGUUGACACUCUUGAAAAAUUACAGGAGGCAGUUUCACAAUUGGGCGUAGAGUUUGCAGCAGGUUUUGAGGAUUUCUAUUCUUAUGCCUUUAAUUUCAACCUAACAGAGGAGUGGCAAAGAACCGUUGAUAUUGAUAGCAUUUGUAAAUUGCUGGCUCUUGUUCUUCAGCCUCGAUUCCCUGACCCUGUUGAUCUUUUAAUCCAGUAUCUAAAGAUCCAGAGUGAAUACAAGGCUAUAACCCGCGAUCAAUGGAUCAAUUUUCUUCAAUUUUUCAACGAGGUUGAUUUUCCUGGUCUUGAUAACUAUGUUACAAACGCCGCAUGGCCUGUGAUCCUCGACAAGUUUGCUGAAUGGAUGUCAAAAGGGAAGAAGUUGUAGCUCUUCGGAACUCUUGCUUUCGGAUCAAAGUAUUGAUAAUGAUAAAGAACUCGUACUACCUUUUGUUUCGGGAUUUUGCAAUGCACAGUGGAGCUUCUGACAAAUGAGUAUACUGACACUUUCUCGAACCUUCAAGUCAAAUGAACAGUUGUAAAGGUAGAGAAAUAUACACCUCUUACAAUCAAAUUUUAAAAAAGAAACAGUUUUGUAUAUUUCUCUGUUGCAUUGUUUUUCUGUUCUGGAAAUGACUUAUAAUUCGAUAAUGAUCAAUCAAAGCCAUGAAUUUCUAACA
Molecule: messenger RNA, 1034 nt
Organism: Tripterygium wilfordii
Lineage: Eukaryota; Viridiplantae; Streptophyta; Magnoliopsida; Celastrales; Celastraceae
Product: DCN1-like protein 5
Exons: 11
Coding region: 77-742 (221 amino acids)
Biological process (GO): protein neddylation; positive regulation of ubiquitin-protein transferase activity
Cellular component (GO): ubiquitin ligase complex
Molecular function (GO): ubiquitin conjugating enzyme binding; ubiquitin-like protein binding; cullin family protein binding
Source: RefSeq, a predicted model, not a curated record